This is a messenger RNA of Exaiptasia diaphana, 2102 nucleotides long. RefSeq names its product retinol dehydrogenase 7. NCBI's taxonomy places the organism in Eukaryota, Metazoa, Cnidaria, Anthozoa, Actiniaria, Aiptasiidae. Gene Ontology annotation, molecular function: oxidoreductase activity. Bases 211 to 1164 code for a protein of 317 amino acids. The record is from RefSeq and is a predicted model, not a curated record. The transcript has 4 exons.
CAACCCUUGUUUGAACAGGUAUUUUUAACUUUGCUAAUUUGCACUAUACGAUAUAGAAGUAUUAUAAUUUGGAUACAUGAUGCUCUCGAUCUAUCGACCGAUAAGUGACAGCWUAUUGUCCAAUGAAUGCAGCGUAGUUUCAGAAGGCUGUGACAAUUUAGACACAGAGUCACGAACUGUAACUUCCCUAAAAUAACCAAUUGAUACGCCAUGAAUUGUGAACUUUUCUGCGUCCUUGUGCCUGUUUCCGUCGUAACCUUGCUUGURUUGUGGUAUUUUCUAAAAUGCCUGCUUCCAAAACCUCAAGUGAGCGAUUUCAAAAACAAGUUUGUUCUGAUCACUGGCUGCGAYUCGGGWUUUGGAAGGAUGUCUGCUAUUCGCUUAGACAAGAUGGGAUUCCAUGUGAUUGGUACUUGUCUGACAAAAGAAGGCAAAGAAARCCUUGAAUCAGUUUSUAGUGAUCGUUUGGUUGGUAUGUUAAUGAACGUGACUGACUCCAAGCAGAUUCAUGACGUSUUUGUCAAGGUUAAAGMCCUCGUGAAAGAAAAAGGUAUAUGGGCAGUUGUGAACAAUGCCGGAAUCUUGACYGUUGGUCCAAUAGAAUGGUACAAAAUGGAAGACUUCAGAAAAAUGGCCGAUGUGAACCUCUGGGGGUUGAUAGAAGUGACCAAAACAUUUCUACCAUUGGUGAAGAAGGCUGAAGGACGGAUUGUGAACCUCGCUAGUGUUGCUGGUAUUAUUUGUGCUGGCAACAUGGCUCCAUAUAAUAUUACCAAAUAUGGUGUGGAAGCAUUCUCUGACACUUUGCGCCGUGAGAUGAAAAGAUGGAAAGUCAAAGUGUGCAUUAUUGAGCCACAGGCCUUUAAGACUCCAUUACUGGAUGAAGUUUUUGGCAAAAAACUUCAAAACUUGUAUGAUGAAGCGAAUGACGAAAUCAAACAAGAAUAUGGAGAAAGAUUCAUCGAUGAUUUCUUACGUGGAGUUUUUCAAAAGGCAUUCGAAAAAUCGACCAACCCUAAACCACAACUGGUUGUUGAUGCUAUUAYAGAUGCAGUUGCAGCCAAAGAUCCCUCUCUUCGAUAUCGUGCUGGUCAAUUAGCAAAGUUGUGUGCUUUUGUGGCUCAUUUGCCCACCGCGAUACAAGAUAGACGCCUCGGAGGAUGAAGAACUUUCUACCUUUUAAGGAUUUUAGCUUCGUAUCAAAUAAUCCAAAUCAAUGUUUAGAUUAAAUAUCGCUGUUUGUUCUCUUAGGUUUUAACAAUCAGUGACGUUGGUUUGGUGUCCAAAAUGAGAUAUGAAUGGUUUAUUUACGACUUUCAAAAAUGGCGCCAUAUGUCACGGUCGCCGACCAAGGCAUUUGGGACAUUAAGCGCUUAAACGAGGUCUCAAAGGCCAGCCUCCGUAUAGUACACUUCGAUGGUUUCUUGAAAGAAAUAACAUACCAAUACAUUUUUAAAACUUUUGGACAUUGCCAUACAUGCGACCUUAGUGAUUUCUAGUAGUGAUUUCUAGAUGUAAGGCCUUUGAAGUUUCGUUUCCAAAAUUCGUCACUAGUCCCCCGAUAUAUUGGCGGUCGCGAACUACUGCGCCAUUUUUGAAAGUCGUGCCAUUGCAAUUCAAAUAACUAAUUCUACUCUAAACACGCUAUAUUUUAAAUGRUUUUCGGUUCAGUUCUCUUAUUUUCAGCCCCUUUUAAGUUGCUGWUUUGGUCAAAUCACUUCGCACUAAACUCGGCAUUCAUACCCCCCGUCAAAAAGCCAUGAAAUAUAGAUGGCUGACUAAUCACCACAAAUAUCAUUAACUGUUUUUCAAAAAAGGCCAUUUCUUUCAAGUCUGACUCUCACUAUUCAAUUCUGAUAGAGUGGUUUUUAUUUUAAAGACGCUUUUCAUGGGUUACUGAGAAAAAAUAUUUUUCUCAGAUCUAAACUGCUCUCUCUUUAAUCUAAGGGAGCGCAUAUUUUAGUUUAUUUAUGUCGCACGGGUCAGCAUUUUAAAGUAAGUGCGCACUGCUAGCCUACAUUAACGCCCGGUUAAAAACAGUCAUUCUGUAAUACAGUGUACUGAAUGGAUUAAAUAAUAAAACUACAACAUAAAUAUAAAAA